AUGGUGGAUGACCCGACCAACCCAAACAAGUAUGAGGGCAUCUACAUCAUCCUCGGAAUUCCUAAGCCAAACACUUACUGGAUCCGAGAGCGAGACACCGGCGAAGAGCUUACCGUAUGUGUCGACCGCUUGAAGCCGUACCUAAACCCGGACGGCCCAAGUCGCCGGAUUACCCGUUCAACCAAAAAGAAGGGCGGCGACGCCGAACCCGAACCUACGGAGUCGGGACGGUGCAAAGACCAGACAGAGUCGGAAGGUGCAACAACCACACUUGAGAAGCUGCUGAAGAAGCAAAAGCCCGGAAAGGGCCCUUCAAAGAAAUUUGUGGAAGAGCAGCAAAAGACUCUGAAGAUACCUGGCUUUAAAGGGCCCGAACCAGAAUCUGAAGACCCGGCCCCAAAACGUGGCCGUGGCCGGCCUCGGAAGACCAAACCGGAUUUCGAGACGCCAGCCUUGACCAAACUCCAGAACCAGCCAUUAGCCGUCAUCGACCUAGAGUCACUGGCCAACUUGUCAGUCGGACCCGGACCACGGGCUGAUACACCGCUACCGCGGAGUCAGCCCAUGCCACCUCGGGCCAUCCCGCCGCAAUACUGGCCACCAGGGACAUUCUCCGAUGAUACCGAACUCCUGGUCAAUGCGGCAGCAGCCAGCAGUCAGCCAAGCUCUUCGUCGGGCCGAACGGUCCGACAUAUGCCGCGUGGCCCAACAGGCCCGCGACCAAUCUUGUAUGGUGGUCAAUCGGCCAACCAGCCGGUCACUACGACAGUAGCAGUCGGACCAACGGUCCAGACUCCGCCGGCCCAUACUGGGCCGAGGCCACGCUACACUCCGCCGCCAUACUACAACCCAAACUUCGGAUAUCCACCGUAUCCUGCGCCUGGACCUUCGAACCAGCCGCAGCCGGACCAGAACCAGUGGCGAUUCCCACCACCGUGGACAUAUCCGCCACUACCCUAUGGAUAUCCACCGCCCUACGGCGGUUAUGGCGGAUACGGCGAACCGCCGUAUGAUUCUUCUGCGGAAGAACUUGAACCUACGGUUCAAGAGCCGACUGAACCUUCAUUACCGGUCCCAGAACCGGGACUUGAGGCAUUCCGAACGGAACAGCCGCAGCCAUCCCAGCCAACCACAUCGGGUAAUCGCGAUAUGCGCGACUUCCCAUUACGGGUAUUUGUGGAUGGCGUAUACACUGUAUACCACCGGCCAGAAGAUGUUCCACCAGCAAUGGCGGCCCAACUCGGCCUUAUUGAACCGGACCCGACUGCAGGGCCAGCACCAAACCCGGUGUUGGCCGGGCGUGACCAGACUGUCCCACCGACAGAACCUGUGUCAUCGCCGCCACCACCACUAAUCACGGACAUCGAGGACAUGAUUGAACCGGUGUCAACGCCAUCACUGCGGUCUGAAUCCCCGGACGAACCAUUGGCCGAUGGCAGAACUCCACUCUACAUUCUGCAAGAGAACCUUGCGGAAGUAGAGAACUCCAUAAAAGAACUGGAGCAAAUGAUCCGCGGAUUUAACAUCCAGGACCCUCACCAACGUGACUUGGUCAAGCGGAUUAUCAAGGACCAAGAUGAGUUCAGACGCUUAGCACGUGAACUCAGAGAAGAAAUCGCACUCCGGCAGGCCCAGCACGAAAUAUUACCGUUGCAUGACCAAACCGGUCCGGCCCUGCUGGAGGCAGCUCGUGAAAUGAGAUGGCAGCUGGAACAGCAUAGGAUGGCGCACGAAUUCCGGAUAAGAAAUUCCGUACCACCGGCGCGCCCACCGCCAGCGCCAUCAGCACCACCUCAGCCGCUGAACCCAACAGUCGUAGUAACCGCUACGACAGGGGAAACCUCAGCCGCACCAAUGGCCCCACCCGCGCCAAUCGACGCGGCAAGGGCCACUGGCUUACAACAGCGUGACCCAGCCUCAUCCCCGUAUGACUUACGGGCCAACCUGGACUUAAUGCCCCUGGACCGUGAACUUCACGCGGCAGAGGCCUUAACGGAAGAAAUCCGUACAGUUAUCCGUGGCCUAACCGGCACGGACAUAGCCACCAUUCGCAGAAGAGUUGCCCUGGAGGCGGAACUUUAA
Molecule: messenger RNA, 2082 nt
Organism: Paramacrobiotus metropolitanus
Lineage: Eukaryota; Metazoa; Tardigrada; Eutardigrada; Parachela; Macrobiotidae
Exons: 2
Coding region: 1-2082 (693 amino acids)
Biological process (GO): regulation of DNA-templated transcription
Source: RefSeq, a predicted model, not a curated record